Molecule: messenger RNA, 864 nt
Organism: Suillus clintonianus
Lineage: Eukaryota; Fungi; Basidiomycota; Agaricomycetes; Boletales; Suillaceae
Exons: 1
Coding region: 1-864 (287 amino acids)
Source: RefSeq, a predicted model, not a curated record
AUGCAUCAGUACCAAAGAGAUUCAGUCUCCGUUAACGAGAUCCUGCCUACCGACAAGGACCCAUUAUUAUCACCUGUUCAGGCGUCAGCAGACUCUCCGAGAUUGUCAAGUGCAGCUCACAAAGCUGUGACUGAAUUGUCAGCGACAUCAGCAGCAUUCUUGGUUGCAGAGACACCCGUACAUUCAUCACACCGACUUCCAGCAUUCGUUCUGACUCCGCUAACACCAACAUGUAAAAGGAAACAUGAUCUGUUGGACUGCGAUCCUGAAUCGGAGAAGGAACGGAUGGACCAAGAGGCACUAAGGGAUGCAUACAGACGUGAGUCCAAAUACAAAAGUGCGCUCCUUGGGAUGCAGUCAACAGUAGUCCCACAAUCAAUGUUCUGCGACCGCUUAUCUAAUCAGCUUGCAGCACAAGAGGAGAAGAAAAACGGCAAGAAAAAUGCACCAUUGGUGGGUGAUGGGAUACCAAGGUUACUCACUGGUGAUGAGUUCUACAAUCAAGUAUCUGAGCAUCGAAGAGCAGUAGAGGAGGAAGCAGCGGCAAAGGAAGUUCGUCAGAUCGAAAGGGAGGGGAGAGCAGCAGCCAUGGCAGUAUGGAAGGAAGCGGAGGCAGCACGGCUGAAGAGAAACAAGGAACGUCGAGCCACAUACAAAGAAGAAGUGAGGUUGUGGGAGGAGGAGAGAGAUUGUGCCAAGGUCGAGAAGCGUCGACCAAGGUGGACAAAACCAAAACAGGGCAAAUUAGAGUCGCCAAUACCUAAACCGACUCUUGACGAUGUUGAAGAAGACGACGAACGUGGUGUGAACGAAGACGAGGACAUUGACGGCAAUGAUUCUGAUGGUGGGAGCUCAGAGGUUUGA